AAUCCUAAAUCCAAAAAAACCUCCCGGUUUGGGAAGCAUAGAAAAUAAGUAAGAAGUAUUACACUUUUAGUUUGUGAACUAACUUUAAACUGUGCCGCUACUUUUCAAAAAACCGGGGGGUUUUAUUUAGUUUACACUUAGUUAACUUUACUAAAUAUCAAUUAAUUGAGCUCGGAUUCUAUUUAUCGAUUUAUUUGAAUAUUUAGCGUUUGUCACAUCAUGUUUUCCUUUUUGAUUUUUGGAAAAUCGACAUUUUAAAAAGCAGUAUGUCAAAAAAGAAAAAUAAUAUUUCCCGUUCGAUAAAAGUUUCUAUGGAUCAAUUAAUGAGCUGGAUUGAAAAUGAAGGAAUCAAGGAUGAAUUCAUCAUUCCAGCUUAUGGAAAGUUGAUUGAUAAACUCAAUGAUUUUGUCCAUUCAUAUGGAUCUUUUAGCAUGGACUUUGAUGUGUUUCAAAUUAUACAGAAUAAAAUUGAAAGCAUAGCUGAUUCAUCCGAAAUUUCAUCAGAUCUUCGGAUAUUAGUGACGGAAAAAUUCAAUAUUUCCAAGCAAAUAACACCGAAAUUCUUAUCAAUAAAAAAACGAAGAAAAUUCGAUCAACGAAGUUCAAUCACCAAAGCAUAUAAUCAAAUACGAUCAAAACAAAAGUCUCUGACAUUCUGUUGUGGAAAGUUAUUUAAAACACAUACCAACAUGCAUCGACACAUUGUUAAAACUCAUCCAGAUGUGAUUAUCGAUGGAAACAAUCCCCAAGAGGAGUCGACUAAUACAUCUCAAAUACAAGGAACUUCUCUUGAAUACUCCAUGUUUAGUGAUAUUGAACAUUCCUCUUCCUCAGAUGAUGUUUCGGUGAAAGUUGAGAUCGAAACAGACCCGGAAUUUUGUGAUGUUUUGGUGAAAGCUGAUACCGAAACAGACUCGGAAUUGAAUGAUGUUCUGAUGGUGAGUGAUAACGAAAUCGCCCAGGAUCGAAUGAUGUUAAAGAGGCUGAUAACGAAACAAUCAUCUAAUCAAAUGAUAUUCCGAUGGUGGACAAUAUUGAAACGGCCUUAAAAUUGAAGAAUGUUACAAUAUUGACUGAAAGUGAAAUGGACAUGAAUCAAAUCAUACUAAUAUAUUGUAAAUGGAAGAUUUCCAUGCAGAUUCGAAUGCCAAAUCUAAUUUCGAGUUAGAAUCUUAAUUCAUUCUUAACUAUUGAAUUCUUAUAAAUAAUUUUUUAUUUCAGUUAAAAAUUGUAAAUAAACUGUGAAUGAAUGUUCGGCUACUCGUAAAA
Molecule: messenger RNA, 1269 nt
Organism: Dermatophagoides farinae (American house dust mite)
Lineage: Eukaryota; Metazoa; Arthropoda; Arachnida; Sarcoptiformes; Pyroglyphidae
Source: RefSeq, a predicted model, not a curated record